Molecule: messenger RNA, 2796 nt
Organism: Durio zibethinus
Lineage: Eukaryota; Viridiplantae; Streptophyta; Magnoliopsida; Malvales; Malvaceae
Source: RefSeq, a predicted model, not a curated record
CCCUUCCUAGAAACUGCUUUUUUUUUUUUUUCACCCUUAAAAAAAUAUAAUCAGCUUAAGUUCAGUCCAAAUAAAUCCCAAGCCAAACCCAGAUGCAUCCCAAAUGAUCUAAUCCCCAAUUCCCAAUUUCAAUAGUUUCUUCCCUUUCUUCUUCCAAACCACAAAACAAAUUCCUUGAAAAAAAGAAAUUGGAAAUCUGGCGAAAUCUUAUGGAAUGACGGACUAUAGGUUAGCGCCGACGAUGAAUCUUUGGACGGACGAUAACGCAUCGGUUAUGGAAGCUUUUAUGAGCACCGAUCUUUCUGCUUUAUGGCCACCGCCGCAAUCCUCUGCAUCUACUUCCACACCUGCUGCUGCUGCUGCUGCUGCUGUUGGUGGACCAGACGUUUCCAAGUCCUCCUUCGCCGCCCAAUAUCAGCCUUCCGUUUCUCUCCUCAAUCAAGAAACUCUUCAACAGCGUCUCCACGCCCUCAUCGAAGACGCCCGCGAGUAUUGGACUUACGCUAUUUUUUGGCAGUCCUCGACCUCGUUUGAUUACUCGGGCACUACCAUACUCGGUUGGGGCGAUGGGUAUUACAAAGGCGAAGAAGAUAAAGGGAAAGGAAAGUUGAAAGCUUCUACAUCUACAGUUGUGGAACAAGAGUACCGUAAAAAAGUGCUUAGAGAACUUAACUCUAUGAUUUCUGGGUCGACUGCCACCACCGACGAUGCCGUCGAUGAAGAAGUCACCGACACUGAGUGGUUCUUUUUAGUUUCUAUGAUGCAGUCUUUUGUGAACGGCAGCGGGCUUCCGGGGCAGGCUUUUUUCAAUUCGAGUCCGGUUUGGAUUGCUGGGUCGGACCGGUUAGCCAGUUCGAUAUGCGAGAGAGCGAGGCAAGGAAAGGUUUUCGGUUUGCAGACGAUGGUUUGUAUACCGUCGGCAAACGGGGUAGUUGAAUUGGGAUCAACGGAACUUAUCACCCAAAGCUCAGAUCUGAUGAAUAAGGUUCGGGUUUUGUUUAAUUUCAAUAAUGGAAUUGAAGCUGGUUCUUGGUCUAUGAGUAAUAAUACUGCUGAUCAAGGCGAAAAUGAUCCGUCUUCGCUUUGGAUUAGCGAUCCAAAUAACGGAGUCGAACUUAAGGAAAGUAACAACAAUAAUACUAGCAAUCAGAAUCAGCAGAUUCAGAAGUCAAUUCAAUUCUGUGAUAACCCGAGUUCGAGUAGUUUAACUGAGAAUCCGAGUUCUAUUCAUGUUGGAAAUCAUGACCAGCAGCAGAACCAUCAGCAGGGGCAGAGAUUCUGCCUGAAUUUCUCCGAUUAUGGCUUUGAUGGGAGUAGCAGUGUGAGGAAUGGGAAUUCUUCUUCUCAUUUGUUGAAGCCUGAAUCCGGGGAAAUAUUGAGUUUUGGUGAGAGCAAGAAAAGUGGGGAUGGGAAUUUGUUUACAGGGAACUCUCACUUUGUGGUAGAGGAGAAUAAGAAGAAGAGGUCGCCUACUUCAAGAGGGAGUAAUGAAGAAGGGAUGCUUUCGUUUACUUCUGGUGUAAUUUUGCCUUCUUCUGGUGUGGUGAAAUCAAGUGGCGGUGCUGGGGAUUCAGAUCACUCUGAUCUUGAGGCUUCUGUCGUGAAGGAAGCUGAUAGUAGCAGAGUGGUGGAGCCUGAAAAGAGGCCUCGGAAACGAGGGAGAAAACCGGCUAAUGGAAGAGAGGAGCCUCUGAAUCAUGUUGAAGCAGAGCGUCAAAGAAGAGAGAAGCUUAACCAGAGGUUUUACGCCCUCCGUGCCGUGGUUCCUAAUGUAUCGAAGAUGGAUAAAGCAUCACUCCUAGGUGAUGCUAUUUCCUAUAUUAACGAGCUUAAGACAAAGCUACAGAAUGCAGAUUCGGAGAAAGAGGAAUUGCAGAAACAAUUAGAGGCGAUGAAGAAAGAAUUGGCAAGUAAAGAUUCUGGUUCUGCGCCACCACCACCUGAUCAAGACCUCAAAAUGUCCAACCACCUUGGUAAUAAAUUGAUAGAAUUAGAUAUUGAUGUGAAGAUUAUUGGAUGGGAUGCAAUGAUUCGAAUCCAAUGCCCUAAAAAGAACCAUCCAGCAGCAAGGUUAAUGGCUGCCUUGAAGGAGUUAGACCUAGAUGUGCACCAUGCUAGUGUGUCGGUAGUGAAUGACUUGAUGAUCCAGCAAGCCACCGUUAAGAUGGGGAGCCGGUUUUACACACAGGAGCAGCUCAGGAUAGCCCUAACAUCCAAAGUUGGAGAUGCAAGAUAGAGAGUAUCGAGCAGAGCUUGAUCUGUAAAAGCAAUUGGGAUAGAGCUUGAUCAGAGAAAAAUAGGACCGCAGUUUCAUUGUUAAAAUGGCUGCAGGUCUCUGGGACAUUUUAAGGAUCCCGUUGGCACAAGCUCUGUAAAAUAUUGUUCUAUUUUGUUGUUAUUAGUGUUUAGUAUAGUUAAUAGUUUGAGAGGUGAUCUUAAUCAAGGAGGAGCUUAACUGGUUAGCAGGUUGAUUGAUUUCCCAUAAUUUUAAAGAGUGAUUGACAUUGUUGAGCUCCAGUCAACUGAAAAUAGCCUUUUUGUGUUAAAUCUUGUAGAACGUCUUCAAUCAAUGUAUAUUGCUUGCUAUAAAUUCGAACCUGAAUGAAGUUCUGGGUUUGUUACUAUGUUACCUCGAGUGUUCCUUUUGUUAACUGUGCCUAAACUUUGUUAACUAGUACUUUCGUUUCUUUUAGUAUUGAGCAAGUUUUAAUGGGACAUGGAGCAUGCAUGCUACAACUUUUCAUUGAGGCGUUUCGGACGUCAACAUUAGUUUUUGAGGUUGUGUGAACAAGGGAA